AUGUUUACUACUACGAAUAAUGUAACAAUAUCGCCAUUAAAUUCACCGUGUGCAACAAUGGGAGGCUUCGAUGUGGAUUUCCAAACAGUAGAUUUGAUAGCAGUCUACCAUUUGGACAGAUCAAACACGACUGGCGUUACUCUCGUCCAAGGUUCUCAAGAUCUCCAAAGGGCGUACAGGAUAGGGGAUGGAGCAAAUCUAACUUUACCAUUAAGACAAGUAUUCCCCAACGGUCUGCCAGAAUAUUUCAGCGUGAUAGGUACAUUUAAUUCCCACAAUCACCGCAGACCUUGGAGUCUGGUUCGCGCUAGAUCACAAACACUACAGUUCUCUUUAACGCUUCUGCCGAAUGUCAGGAAAUUUUCCGUUUUCGUACAAAACUCGCGAGUGGUUUUCAACAGUCCAGAACUUUUCAGACCAGGAUGGCACAAAAUACACGUCGCCAUUACAAAUGAUACAGUUUACGCUGCUGUAGAUUGCGUUGAGCUAGAACCGGAAAGUAUAAGUCAGCACGAUUUCAACAACGCGACGCACAUAACCAUCGUGACUAAUGACGACGGUACACCAGCUCCGAUAGACCUUCAAUGGUUAUCACUGAGCUGCAACCGUUACAACAUCACAGACGAGAGUUGUGAGGAAAUCGAAAUACCAGAACGAUUGAUUGCAACUGUACCGCCUUUUUAUUUUUGUUAUUUUUUUUUCCUGGUGUACAAUAAAGCAUAUGUAAUACCUAUUAAUUUAUUCCAGUUUCCACUUCUGGCGAAUGGAAAUCAGUAUCCCGAGCCGAUUUGUAAUCAAACGUGUCCAGCGGGCCCCGAAGGACCUCCAGGGGAGAAAGGGGAACAAGGCCCCAGGGGCUACACAGGACUACCGGGAGUUCGUGGCCAGGAAGGGCUCCCUGGACUUGAUGGAGCUCCUGGCCUUAAGGGGGAGAAGGGAGAAAGGGGCCUACCGGGGAAUGCUGAAAAUGUGACGGUAAUACCUGGUCCUCCAGGAUUACAAGGUCCACAGGGCCCUAAAGGAGAUAAGGGCGAUCAAGGAUUUAAAGGUGAACCAGGUGAAGUUGGGCUUGUUGGAUUGUCUGGACUGCCAGGAGUUGAUGGGAGAAACGGACCUCCUGGGCCCCCUGGUCCUGUGGGGCCCCGUGGUGAACCAGGCCCUAUGGGCCCUCCAGGACUAACGUCUAACGUUAACGUCCCAGUAACACGAGGUAUGAAGGGUGAAAAGGGUGCUCCAGGUAAACCUGGUAGGGAUGGGGAGCCUGGAGCAAGAGGACUGCCUGGACUUUCUGGAGCUGCUGGUAUACCAGGAAUACAGGGGCCGCCAGGUUCACCUGGUAUUCCAGGUGAAAGAGGCUUGCCUGGUCUACAAGGAACUCCGGGAGAGAGAGGGCCAGAAGGACCGCCAGGUCCCGAAGGCCAAAGAGGACUACCAGGAGAACCCGGGCCUCCUGGUAUUAGUACAGCAUCUUCUGUCGUGAGCUUGCCAGGACCACCUGGUCCUCAAGGGGAGAAGGGACAGAAAGGAGAAAGUGGCCUGCCAGGUAUUCCGGGUAGAAAUGGAAUAGACGGAAUACCGGGUGUGCCCGGACAAAGAGGACUGCCAGGGCUGCCAGCACCCAGUAGCGUUAUUACUCAGGCACCGUCUAUAUCAGAGAGCGAGAUUCGUUACAUCUGCGAAGAUCUGAUCAGAGAGCGAUUUAAAGAGCUGGCAGCGUCUAUUGUAUUGCCGACUGCAGUGUCGGCUGUGGGGAAGAGAGGGCCGCCGGGCAGACCCGGGCCGCCGGGAAAUAAUGGUAUACCAGGUGAACCAGGUCUUAUGGGCCCACGCGGUUAUCCUGGAGAAACAGGUGAACCUGGCAAACCAGGUCCACCAGGCUUGAGAGGAGAUAAGGGUGAUAAAGGGGAGAGAGGAGCUGACGGGGUCGGAAUGCCAGGACCUGAAGGUCCCGGAGGAUUACCUGGACCAAUGGGACCACCCGGGCCAGAAGGAAGAACUGGUGACAGUGGCUCUCCUGGGAGAGAAGGUCCAAUAGGCCCCAGAGGAUUUCCAGGCCCUAGAGGUACCUGUGAGUGCCCCAGCGCCGCGUACUACGCGUACUCGCCCCUAGGGAACAAUAAGGGCCCCUAAUUGUGUUCAUAAACUUUGCUCCAAUAUUGUAAAUUAAGUUUCAUAUACACAUACUGUAAAUGUUAUUUUUUAGACGAACGUACUUAAGUUUAUUUGAAAUAAAAUAUUGAAAAAUA
Melitaea cinxia (Glanville fritillary) is the source of this 2246-nucleotide messenger RNA. RefSeq names its product collagen alpha-1(IX) chain-like. The transcript has 22 exons. The coding region runs from base 1 to 2130 and encodes 709 amino acids. The record is from RefSeq and is a predicted model, not a curated record. NCBI's taxonomy places the organism in Eukaryota, Metazoa, Arthropoda, Insecta, Lepidoptera, Nymphalidae.